GUAGAAGUUUCUAGAAUUAUUGAAUUGAUUAGUCUUUUGCAGUUCGUUUUCGUUCCAUUGAUCUUCUAGAUUCUGGAUUUUCUAUAGAUAUUUCAUAGAAAAUCCCCUACAGAUAUUUCCAAAUCGUAAAUUCUUGAACCUGCGUUUUACCUGACCAAUUCUCACUGUUUUAGCCGUGAAGUAUCUUCUAGUAUUCAUCAACCUUAGAACUAUUUGAAGAGCUAUCAGCAUGGUGAAGGAAACAAAAUUUUAUGACAUUUUGGGCGUCAAACCUGGUUGUUCCCAAGAUGAUUUGAAAAAAGCAUACAGAAAACUAGCUCUGAAAUAUCAUCCUGAUAAAAAUCCAAAUGAAGGAGAGAAGUUCAAACAAAUAUCCCAGGCGUAUGAGGUCCUUUCUGACCCUGAGAAGAAGAAAAUCUAUGACCAAGGUGGAGAACAAGCCCUCAAAGAGGGUGGCAGCGGCGGCGGCUUUUCCAGCCCUAUGGACUUGUUUGACAUGUUCUUUAGCGGCGGAUUCGGAGGCCCGAGAGGUGGUGGUAGAAGAGAACGUAGGGGUAAAGAUGUUGUUCAUCAGUUGACUGUGACCUUGGAGGAACUAUACAAAGGAGCAGUAAGGAAAUUGGCACUUCAGAAGAAUGUUAUUUGUGAUAAAUGCGAGGGUAGAGGAGGAAAAAAAGGUGCUGUAGAGCAAUGUCCGACUUGUAGGGGAAGUGGAAUGCAGGUUCAAGUUAGACAACUAGGACCAGGUAUGCUGCAGCAAAUCCAGACUGUCUGUCCAGAUUGUCGUGGUCAGGGUGAAAGGAUCAACCCAAAAGAUAGGUGCAAGCAGUGUCAAGGUAAGAAGGUGAUUCGUGACCGUAAGGUGCUGGAGGUACACAUUGACAAAGGUAUGACAGAUGGCCAAAAAAUCAUCUUCAAUGGAGAGGGUGAUCAGGAACCUGAACUGGAACCUGGAGACAUUAUCAUAGUGCUGGAUGAAAAGGAGCACCCAGUGUACAAGAGAUCUGGGAAUGAUUUGAUCCUCAGGAUGGAGAUUCAGCUUGUAGAGGCACUCUGUGGAUUUCAGAAGGCCAUCAAGACCCUAGAUGACAGAGACUUGGUGAUUACUGCCAUGCCUGGUGAGGUUAUCAAGCAUGGGGAUGUCAAAUGCAUUCUCAGUGAAGGAAUGCCCCAGUACAAGAACCCCUUCGAAAAAGGCCGUCUCAUCGUCCAGUUCUGGGUCCAGUUCCCCAAGACCUUGCCCCCGGAAAUAAUCCCUGCUCUAGAGAAUGCUCUGCCACCUCGCCAAGAGUGCAUGAUUCCGGAUACGGCCGAAGAGGUAACGUUAGUGGAAUUCGAUCCUGAGAAGGAGGCCCGCAAGAGGCAGCACAGACAAGCCUACGAGGAGGAUGACGAGAUGCAAGGCUCUGGACAAAGGGUGCAAUGCGCCACUAAUUGAAAAAACAUCUGGGACAUGAACGGAACAUUUCUGCUAGUACCUAUUGUUGCAAAUAAUAAAAUAUCAAAUUUUUGUUAGGUAGGUUAAUUGAGUAAGUGCAGGAAAUUGUGUUUUCAACAAUAAUUACCUGCAUAAGGAGGCAAAUUUUUCGUAAUAUAUAUUUAAUUAUUGUAAUUUACAGAGCUAUCACUAGAAUGACUAGCACUAGUGUUGAUUUUCUCCAAAAUGUAUUCCCAAAUAUUUUAUCAAAAUCAGCUGAUUCCUAUUCUGUUGGUAUUUUGCUUAUUAUUCUAAUAUACCAGAUUUGC
Messenger RNA from Phaedon cochleariae (mustard beetle), 1746 nucleotides. NCBI's taxonomy places the organism in Eukaryota, Metazoa, Arthropoda, Insecta, Coleoptera, Chrysomelidae. The record is from the annotation of a GenBank genome assembly.